GAGCAAUUCUGGAGCAGUUCUAUUCUACACAUUUAAUUAUGAUUAAGGAAAAGGUUUUUUUUUCCAAUAAUUGCAAUCUUGGAAACUUUCUUUUAUAAAUGGACACUGGAAGCAAAGUUUUUGAAUAUUUUUAAGACAAAGGUUGAUAGAUACUUGAUAAGCAAGGAAUGGUUUACCAUGGGCAGACAUUAAUGUGAACUCGAGGUUACAAUCAAAUCAGUGGUCUGUUUAGUUAAUGAUGGAGCAGCUCCAUCAGCUGUGUGCCUCUCUCUUCCCCUUGUUCAUGUGUUUGGCUCUGAGGGAACAGAGGUGACCAUGAUCUCACCCAUAGGAAGAGUAGCUCAAAGGGCUGAAUUGUGGACUCCUGUCCUUUUGUGUGGGAGCAUUAGUUGGGGAAAGCUUCUUGUUAAGAUAAUAAAGGGCCUGUCCCACCAACAUGAGACUGCAUGCGGCGAGCGAGACCAAAUGUCGUGGCUUGAGGCGUAAGGCCUCGCGGGGCCAGUCCCACUUCCAACCGGAGCCGUCUGGUGUUGUGCGGGGCUGGUCCCGACAUCAAUAGGCUGUUAUAGUUCAGAGUUUCAGAAUUUGUGUUUAAUAGUCUGAUGGCUGUGGGGAAGGAGCUGUUCCUGAACCUGGAUGUUGCAGAUUUCAGGCUCCUGUACCUUCUACCUGAUGGCAGCGGAGAGAUGAGUGUGUGUCCAGAAUGGUGUGGGUCCUUGAUGAUGUUGGCAGCCUUUUUGUGGCAGUGACUACGAUAGAUUCCUUCAGUGGUGGGGAGGUCAGAGCUGAUGAUAGACUGGGCAGUGUUUACAACUUUUUGCAGCCUUUUCCGCUCCUGGACGCUCAAGUUGCCGAACCAAGCCACAAUGCAACCGGUCAGCAUGCUCUCUACUGUGCACCUGUAGAAGUUCGAGAGAGUCCUCCUUGACAUACCGACUCUCGUAAUCUUCUCAGGAACUAGAUGCACUCAUGUGCUUUCUUUAUAAUUGCAUCAGUGUCUGGGACCAGGAAAUAUGCAUGCCCAGUACUUUGAAGUUCUGGACCUUUUCCACCAUUGAUAUAAAUGGGACUGUGGGUCCCCAUCCUACCCCUUCUGAAGUCCACAAUCAGGAUUUAAAAGGGACCUAAGGGCAACUCUUCCACAGAGGGUGGUGCAUAAUUGGAACUAGCUGUCAAAGGAAGUGGUAGAGGCGGAUACAAUAUGAUAUUUAAAAGACACUUAGGUACAUAGGAAUUAUUUGGAAGGAUAUGGAUUAGGCGCAGGCAAGUGGAACAAGCUCACUGAAGUAACUUAGUUGGCAUGACGAAAUUGGGCCAAAUGACCUGUUUUUGUGCUGAAUAGCUAUGACCCGGUCUAUGCAUGCAUAAUGGUAUCCAGCAUAUAUAUUUGUUAUGUCAUCGUUGAAAUUUCCAUGACAACAUGUACCUCUCAAAUAACACAACAACAUCCAAGCCAGAGGUGACGAGGACAAGGAGUGAAGAGGAGGCCAUGCCUUCUCAAAGAACUGUUUGUUGUGGGAAGAACCGUAUUUCAGAUAGUAGUAGAGGAAUGGAGCCCCCAGAGGGUUUGAGGAACAAUAUUAGUGGCAUUGAGGAAUCACCACAGCCUUUCAUGAGAAACAUGCCUAACUUAAUUUUGGCGUUUUCAUUUGUUGGUGUGACAGUCUUAUUUUACUUAUUCCCGUGCGUUUGGCUGACAAGGAAUGUUACAAUUGCAGUGCCUAUCCUGCGAUCUCUAUUUAUGAUCUUUACUGUGAGCAGCUACGCUCUGUGUUUGUGUAUGAAUCCAGGAAUUAUUGCCAGAGAUUCUGUCGACGUCAGUGGGGUUCUGGAUGCACCAGAGGUGAUGAUAAAUGGCACCAUAUUUACCAGCAAGUGGUGCCAUAUCUGUAAAAUCUACCGUCCCCCAAGAUGUCGACACUGCUACAGCUGCGAUGUGUGUAUAGAGGAUCUUGACCAUCACUGUUUCUUUCUUAAAAAGUGCAUUGGGAAAAGAAAUCAUCGUUUUUUCUACACUUUACUCUUUUCCUUAACUGUCUAUUUUCUUCUCAUGCUUUCCUUCUGCACUAUCUUUCUAGUUAAAAAUCCCAAUGCACUAUUUCUAUCCAAGAUCACCACUUUUAUUCUUGCUACAAUUUUGCUUCUUGCUUCUGUACCGUUAUUUUUCUUUUUCGCUUUCCACACUUACCUCAUCGCAGCUGGAAUGACCACGUAUGAGCAGAUUUUGAGGACAUAUCAAAGCGACAAGAAUCCUUUUCACAAAGGAUGUUGGAGAAACUUUACUGCCCUGUUGUUCGGUAACCAGCUAUCGAGUUGUAAAACAGUGACUGAAGUCACUGAAGUCACUGUGAUCCCAGGUCAUCUGGUGGAAUGUCCAUCCGUCAGUUCAAAGUGUGCAGACACCACAUCUACGACUUUUAUAUCCAUCCUAUCUCGUUCCAAUGCUGUUGUUCCACUACCUGUCACUUUUGUUCCUACUUUGCCCAACCGCCCUCAAAGUGCCCCCUUGCCCACUUUCUCUUACCUUAAUGAAAACUCUGGUGCUCCAUUUCAAACUCUUUCCUCUCAACUGCUCUAUUUACCUGUCACCACAUUAUCUACCCAUUCCCCUGACAAUACUCACUCCAGCUCCCUCUCCUUAUAAAUGUCCUGCCUAAAUCUUAACUUCCACUGCUCGGAUCAACAGAACUGGAACGAAUAUAACAAACUAUUUUCCUUGCUACCUUCUCACUUCCCACUUCUCUCCCCCCCCCCCCCACCCCUGCUUCUAUUUGGACUGAUGGAGGUGCAUUCCAAUGCCUGUGACCUGUGCAGCUAAAGGCGUGGUUGCCAAUGAAGGAACAACUGCAGUACUGAGACGGCUCCAACACAAAUGUGACAUUUGGGCAAAAUGAUUCUCCAUCAACGUGGAUGAAGAAGUUAGCAAUUCACAAACGUCUGUGAGGACAGGAAGAGGCAUAGAGGUAACAUUCUACAAAUGUGACUUAUUGAUGUCGACAAGAUCUCAAAGACCUAUACUUGUCAACCAAUUUUGAUGACCAAAACAAAAGCAUAUAUAUAGAUAUGUGAUGUGUGUGUGUGUGUAUAUAUAUAUUUACACACAGACACACAGACGCACACACACACAGACAGACACACACACACCCACGCACAUAUAUAUUUCCCUAGUUUCUUUCUUGUGAUUUCCUCUAAUUUGUUUAACAACCUUUUUCUUUCUCUCUCUCUGUCUCUCUCUCUGUCUGUGUGUGUGUGUGUCUCGCUCUCUCUCUCAAAUGUACAUAUAGAUAUACACACAUAUAUGCAAUUAUAAUAUUGUGAAUAAUAUAUAUAUAUAUACACAUAUAUGAAACCCUAAUAUUGUGAAUAUUAGGAUAUAUAUAUAGUAUUUCAUAUGUAUACAGUGAAUAUUAUUGUGAAUAAAAUAUAAUAAUAUUGUGAAUAAAAUAUCCAUGAACACGUCAAGAUAUUUUUCCAUUCUUUCUUUCUAUAUUAGUGUAAUAUAAUGUAAUGAGUACAUACCUACAUAUUUAUAUUCAGCCGAUUAGUUGGUCAAAUAACAUGCUUUUGCUUUUUCUUGAGACUUCUCAUAAUGACACAUUUGUGGGUGAGCAGUAUAUUGCACCAAUACCUGCAAUUUCAAAUAAUUCUAAAUUGAACUUCAUAAACAAGGAAAACACUUUUUAUUUGCGUCAUUUUAUUAAUCUAUCUAUUUAUUUAUUUAUCUAUUUAUUUAUUUAUCUGUUUGUUUAUUUAUUUAUCUAUUUAUUUAUUUAUUUAGAGCGGAAUACAAUAAUUGUUCAACAUAUAUAAAACGACAUUUGAAUAACCAGCGUUGGGUUCGGCGGGUUAAUAUUAUGUAAAUUAUGUAAAUAUUACCAUGAAUUGGUCACUCAACAGGAAGAAUGAGAACCUCCCGUUACCUACACAAAAUUGUGCAAAUGACGUUUUAUUUAUUAUUGUAUAUAACUUGGAAAUAUUGUCCUUUGGGAUCAGCAAGGGUGGGGCUAUCAUUGUUUGAAAUACAUUGAAUUUUAGAUCACUCAGCUGAUUGGUUAGCUGAUAUGCGAAACACUGCAACAUUGUAUAUCUUAUGCACAAAAUUAUGUAAAUAUUACCAUGA
Molecule: messenger RNA, 4120 nt
Organism: Leucoraja erinaceus (little skate)
Lineage: Eukaryota; Metazoa; Chordata; Chondrichthyes; Rajiformes; Rajidae
Product: palmitoyltransferase ZDHHC5-A-like
Exons: 9
Coding region: 1421-2644 (407 amino acids)
Biological process (GO): protein targeting to membrane; peptidyl-L-cysteine S-palmitoylation
Cellular component (GO): Golgi apparatus; endoplasmic reticulum
Molecular function (GO): protein-cysteine S-palmitoyltransferase activity
Source: RefSeq, a predicted model, not a curated record